This is a messenger RNA of Drosophila navojoa, 881 nucleotides long. RefSeq lists its product as uncharacterized. NCBI's taxonomy places the organism in Eukaryota, Metazoa, Arthropoda, Insecta, Diptera, Drosophilidae. Gene Ontology annotation, molecular function: protein binding. The record is from RefSeq and is a predicted model, not a curated record.
AUCGAAUUUGAGAAUGAAAAAACAUUUCAGGAAAUAUCGGUUUUAGUACCAAAUUUAUGUAGUGUAUCAAAUUUUCGAAUAUAUAAAUGAUGUUUUGCAAGUUACGUCGUUUAGAAUUGCUUCGUUCCGGACAACUGUCGGAUUGUGAGCUAAAAGUCUGGUACACGAAUAAAUCGAUGACUUGUUGCUGCCGCGAAUUCAAGUGCCACAGGAUUCUGUUGACGUCUGCCUCGGAGGAGUUCGAGAGCAUGUUCCGCGAAACGGAUUUCAAUAAAUCCAAGCUUGUGAUCAAUGUGAAUGACGCCAUGCCCGAUGCUUACGAGACCCUGUUGCUUUAUAUAUACACGUAUGAGAUAUACAAUGAUAUCCAGAUAGAGAUGUUUCCCGAUCUCGUCUAUUUGGCCACCAAAUACAAAAUGCCCGACUUUGUGGACGGCUACAUUGGCAAAUUCGUCGAUAAGGAAUGGCCCAUGUCUACGGUGCUCAAAAUGUUUCAAUUGGCCAAUGAACACAAUCGCCCGGCCAUGAUGAAACUGGUGGGCAAGAAAAUUGUGCCAAUGGCUAAGAGGGUGAUCAGUGAUAAUAGUUUUCUGAAAUUUACCGUUAAGGAGUUGCAUGCUCUGAUGUUAAUUUUGAAGGGUGCUAACACCAUUCCUGACAAUGAAUUGCUCUUGGCACUGAAGAAAUAUCAGAAAUGCAAUAAUAUCUAUUAUAGAAAUAUGUGCUGCUUUCAACAAUUUGUCCAAGUGACACAUCUAUUUGGAGGUUUGCUUUUCGAGCCUGACGGCACUUUGGCCGUAAAAGACGACAAUGAAACGAAAGAAGCAGAAACAGAAGCGGCAGCGGUAGAGGCAGUAGCAGCAGCAGCAGCGGAAGAUUAG